UCUUCCAUAUUUCGGUGCAGUAGCAUCGUGUCCGGUUGUUAAAUUCUUAUAUUACGUUGACUCUUGUGAUCGAGAAGCAAUCCUGAUGAGUUAACUCUGUGAGAAGAUUUAUUAUUUUAUAUUUUUAUAUGCUCCUCAUUUAUGAUAUUUUCAUUUUUUAUAAGAUUUAUUGUGUUUCUUUAUCACAAAAAGUAGUCCACAUAAUACAUAUCCAUACGAAUUUAUCACACAUUAAAUAAAACGGGUCUAUCCUAGUCAACAAUCUAGCUGCCAGUAUAAUAUUUCAAUUGAAUGAUUAAUUUAUUUUAAUUGAAAUUGCUUCUGCUUUGCUAUAUAUGUUUAGAAUCCUUCUCGGUUCAUUCUUGAAUCUUAAAAGAAAAAAAACUCCAACAUAUAAUACUACAAUUUACAGUUUUCAAGAAAGUAAUUAGAGGGGAUGAGCGGGUUAACAUAUCAUGGUCUGUCCGUACAGUGUAGGUCAUCGUGAGCGCCAUUAUUUCUCUCUUUCCCCAUAAAUUUUCUCGCUGUCAAGAAUUCACCAUUAAUGCUUUCGCUUUCACCUUCACUGUAUGCCCCUCUCACUUGCCUGUUCUGUUCAAUAAAAAAUGUACGUCAAAAACAGAAAAGAAACCCCAUAUUAAUUAACUCUCUUCAAUUCCCUCAUAGUUCUUAGGACAAGUUUUUGGUUCAAUGAUGAUACAGGGCCUCUCUCAAAUGGGACAAUAUACCUGUAAUUGUCAUGCAUAAAUACUCACACUUAUAAUAUACAUGUAUUUAUUGCAUUGCCGGCUUGAAACUUGCUGAUAAUCCUUUCUUGCACAACCCGCGGUAAAUUAUCACUUUCGAUUUCCCUAGAUAAGAUCACUCAAGCAUUUAAUUUAUAGCCUCUCUCUCUCUCUAGUACAAAGCUUUUCUCUUUGAAAAAGCAUGUCUUUGUAUGCGUGUGUGGACUUUACAGGCUAUUGCUUUUGUUUUUUUACAUUCAUGGUAAAUUAAGAGUGAGUACCUAGCAUUUGUUGGAACAUUGUUGCUGUAAUAAAAAGUGAAGGAUUCGGUCAAGAAGAUGGGGAGGACACCUUGUUGUGACAAGAAGGGUUUGAAGAAAGGGCCAUGGACACCUGAAGAAGAUGACCUUCUUGUUACUUACAUCAAGAAGAAUGGACAUGGCAGCUGGCGCUCUCUCCCUAAGCUCGCAGGUCUUCUUCGCUGUGGAAAGAGUUGCAGGCUUAGAUGGACGAACUACCUCAGGCCUGAUAUAAAACGGGGUCCCUUUACUCUCGAGGAGGAGAAGCUUGUCAUUCAGCUUCAUGGCAUUCUUGGAAACAGGUGGGCGGCCAUUGCUUCUCAACUACCAGGGAGAACAGAUAACGAGAUCAAGAACUUGUGGAAUACACACCUGAAAAAGCGCCUUCUUUGCUUGGGACUUGAUCCCCAAACUCAUGAGCCCUUUUCAUCCCGUGGACCAGUCAAUAAAGGACCUGCAUCCCCAGCUACUCGCCAUAUGGCGCAGUGGGAGAGUGCUCGGCUGGAAGCCGAGCAACGCCUUUCAAGGGAAUCCUCACUCUUCCUUCCACCGAUGGUGGAAAAAAUUGAUUGUGAUCACUUUCUGCGCAUAUGGAACUCUGAAGUUGGAGAAUCCUUUCGAAGGAUCAACAUGGGAGACAAUAAAACUGCAUGCCAAAGUCCUGUUUCUCAGGCAUCUUCGUCGACAAAAUGUGGAUCAAUUUCAGCUAUCACUGCAGAUAUUAUCCCCAACUUAUCACGGUCCCCCGCCACAGCAAGCAAUCAAAAUGAAGAUAUGGAGUGGAAAAGCCCCAAAUCCUAUGCAGAAGAUGUGCUGGCUGGGUCUGAUUCAAGUUCAGCUGAAUUGGAGGAUUUAACAGACUCCACAUUACAACUUCUGCUGGAUUUCCCCAUUAACAAUGACAUGAGCUUCUUAGAUAAAAAUAUUGACAGCUAUGCCACUUCAUCUGCGAUGUUGACUGGACCCUCCAUGAUAUGCCCUCUAUGAAGCAUGCACGAAAAUGUUGCUGUGUAUAAUGAAUCUUCUUUUGCCAGGAUGUUCAUAUGCUCUUUUUUGGCACUACAAUUUCUGAAGCUAGUUUGAGAGCAAAGAAAGUUAAGAACCAAGCCAGCGGCAAUUGUGGGUAGUUUUUCAGCCUACAGUUACAGUUACAGAUGGUGAUGUUAGAAUUUCCUUUCCUAGUUUUAUUUACUCGGUACCUUGCUGAUUAUAUAUCGAAGAUACAUAUAUACUUUACGACCUAAACUUCCAGGUUUAGUUUCGCAACUAUGCUAUAUAUGCGAUGCUAAAAUCAUAUUUUGCCA
Messenger RNA from Populus trichocarpa (black cottonwood), 2328 nucleotides. Its product is annotated as transcription factor MYB17. The coding region runs from base 1064 to 2011 and encodes 315 amino acids. The record is from RefSeq and is a predicted model, not a curated record. NCBI's taxonomy places the organism in Eukaryota, Viridiplantae, Streptophyta, Magnoliopsida, Malpighiales, Salicaceae. The transcript is spliced from 3 exons.